AUGGUGGGCGAGUUCUUCGUGGCGCCCGAAGAGCAGAUCACCGAUCCGGCUGCAUUCAUGGUUGAUCUCAAUCUUCAGUUUGAUGACCAGGACGGAAACACGUCCGCCUGCAGGAGGAAGUUGGGCGACCAGAACGGUGAGAGCAGCACGGGCACUGCUCCCAAGAAGAAACCGCGCUCCGCCUCCGCGACAACGCCGCCGGUGCAGAGGAAGGGCAAGAGCAGUGUGCCACCCAAGAGGGCUUCCAAGGGCGCGUGCAGCCGAGGCGCGCAGCAGGAAGAGAGCAAUGGCGGCAACAACGUGCAGAGCUCCAGCAACUACCUCUCCGACGACGACGACGACGAGUCGCUGGAGAUGACCUCGUGCAGCAACAUGAGCUCGGCGUCCAAGAAGAAGUCGUCGUCGCACGGCGCUGGCGCCAAGGCCAGGGCCGGGCGUGGCGCCGCCACCGACCCGCAAAGCCUCUACGCCAGGAAACGUAGAGAGAAGAUCAAUGAGCGGCUGAAGGUGCUGCAGAAUCUUGUCCCGAAUGGAACCAAGGUAGACAUUAGCACGAUGCUGGAAGAAGCAGUUCACUACAUCAAAUUCAUGCAGCUCCAAAUCAAGCUUUUGAGCUCGGACGAUAUGUGGAUGUUCGCGCCGAUCGCCUACAACGGGUUCAACGUCGGGCUCGACCUCAAGAUCGCUCCGCCACAACAAUGAUGGGCUUGGAGCCAACCAAUGAUAUGGAAACUUUCUUGGCAUGAAGAUGAAGUCCAUAUAUACAUACAUACCUACAUAUACAAUGAUUCUUCAUUGCUUAGUAUUUUUCCUUCUUGAAUUCAUUCUAGUCAUAAAUUACAGAUCGACAGACGCCUAUGUCUUUGUCUUUGUCGAGAUGAGUUAUGCUUCACCAUUGGAAUGAGACACAAAUUCUAAGUCUUUUCUUUUCUUUUCUGAAGAUAGGUGCAAUAUAUGGUGAAAACUCGUAACCAAAAGAUAAGUCAAGAGGCGUAUAAAGUAAAAUGUACAGGCAAUCCUUGAAACCUUCAUAGGUGUCAGGCUGUCCUCUGGACCACAGUUCCUUA
Molecule: messenger RNA, 1067 nt
Organism: Lolium perenne
Lineage: Eukaryota; Viridiplantae; Streptophyta; Magnoliopsida; Poales; Poaceae
Biological process (GO): regulation of transcription by RNA polymerase II
Cellular component (GO): nucleus
Molecular function (GO): protein dimerization activity; RNA polymerase II cis-regulatory region sequence-specific DNA binding; DNA-binding transcription factor activity, RNA polymerase II-specific
Source: RefSeq, a predicted model, not a curated record